AUGGAGGCUGGCCCAUUGGGCACUGCCUUCGGCGGCGUGGGCACGCCAGUGACGACGGUCACGGCAAGUGACGAGGACGACGCCUUAUCGCCCAACGGCGUGAACCGCUACAAGAUCGUGUCGCAGGUUCCCACGAAGUCCUUGGACCGCGUGCUUACCAUCGACAACACCAUGGGCGUCAUCAGCACCAUCGCCGCCGGGCUGGACCGCGAGACGACGCCGCAGUACGUGCUGGUGGUGCAGGCCUCAGACAUGGAGGGCGACCCGGACAUCGGCCUCACAAACACAGCCACCGCCAUCGUCACCAUCGCCGACAUCAACGAUAAUCCCCCCGAGUUUACGGACAUAACCGUACGCACCACGCCACCACACGACGUGUCUGUGGUGGGGUUGGAAGGGCGGCGGGGCCAGGUGUCCCCGCAGCCGUAAUAGUCCCGCCCCGAGCAGAGUCCGCUGCCUCCUGCAGUGUCACGUCCAGUUUGUCUGUAGAAGGCACGACAGGCGCUCUUGCAGGGUCAACAGGCACAGGCAAGGGUGUGUCGGCAGCAACAGACACCGGCAAGGCAACAUCAGGAGAUGACGCAUCCGUUCGAGGGGCCACGUAUGGUUUCAAGCGAGACGUAUGGACGUACCAGCGCCGAGCUCCGAACCGAACGCGCGCGGACUGCGGGUUAGGAACCUCAAUGAGCCUAACAGGCCCCUGCCAUGGUUUAUGCAGUUUAGGGGAGGUUCCUGCUCGCACCUGCGGGCAAUGCAGCAAAGCCAUAUUCCCCCACCUUCCAGGGGCACUUCCCCUUCGAGCGUCGAGCGCAACGUUCGUUUCGGGCCUGGGUUUUGGCAGUAGCCACUCGGGCCCCCUCCCGCGCCUCAGCGACGCGGCGAACGGCGUCCUGAAUGUAGUCGGGGAGAGGCUUAGUAGGUCCUCUCACUCCCAUUCCCAACUGCACAUCCAUUGGCGGCACGUUUUCGCGACCGUACAUGAGAAAAAACGGAGAAUAUCCUGUGGACGCGUGAGGCGUCAUCCGGUAUGCCGAGAGUACCCCAGGGAUGUGCAAAUCCCAGUCAGCUUGCUUCUCAUUAACUGUGUGACACAGCAUGGCUGACAGCGUCCGAUUUAGUCUUUCCACCAUGCCAUCCGUCUGCGGGUGGUAGGGGGAUGUCCGGAUCUGUUUGGUCCCCAGAGCAGCGCACACCUCCCCCAACAAUUUAUAAGAAAAAUUCCGGCCCUGAUCAGUGAGCAGCCUCUCCGGCGCCCCUUUGUCCAUGACAUAUCCAAAUAGAAAGGCGUCCGUAAUGGACGCCGCCGACUGGUCGGGCAAGGGCCAGGCCAUCGGCCAGCGGGAGAGAUACUCCACCCCAACUAGCAAGUAUUUAUUACCCUUAGCGGAUGGCGGGAAGGGUCCCAAAAUAUCCAACGCCACCAACUCGUUAACUCGAGACACCCGAAUAGACUGUAUCGGCGGCACAUAUGGGUGCUUAGGCGGCUUCCGCCGGGCACACUCGGGACACGCACGAACGUGCCCGACGACAUCCGUCGUCAUGCCAUGCCAGAAGUAGUCUCGCUGCAACGUCAACAAGGUUUUCUGCACCCCCAGGUGUAAUAGCGUGUCGCAAUGCAGAGUCCUAAUCAAUUCGUACCGUAACGACGACGGUACAACCAGACGCCAGCGAUCAUAUAACCCCUCCCUCCACAUCAGCAGUCCAUCGCGGAGAGCGGCCCCCGGCGUCCCCCCGGAAACCAGUCCCCCCCCCCCCCUUUGCAGCCCGACUCCGCAGGGUCCCCAACGAGUCAUCAAGCAUUUGUUCACGGAUCCACACCGCUCGUGGAAGGUUCAGAACCCCAUCGGCCGGUCCCGGGCACACUGGAGCCUCAGGCAUCUCGACCGCUAACGCCAUCCUCCUACCUUUCUUUCUUCCCACACUCUCCUCCAGCCCUUCCGGUUCCUGCCCUUAAAAGCACUCCCUCUCCCCACGUGACCCAACUCCUCCCACCUGUUACGUCAUAUCCGCGAGGCCAUUUACGCUCGCAUUACACUAGUGUGAGUGCCUCACCAGGUACUCUUUGACGAGCUCGCGGUCCAGGGUCUUGCUGACCGAAAGCCACCCGGUCACAGGAUCCACGAUGAAAACCCCGAUGGGGUCCUGGUCGGCUCCGGGCCCCGCGAUGCGAUA
This is a messenger RNA of Lethenteron reissneri (Far Eastern brook lamprey), 2172 nucleotides long. Its product is annotated as cadherin-2-like. NCBI's taxonomy places the organism in Eukaryota, Metazoa, Chordata, Hyperoartia, Petromyzontiformes, Petromyzontidae. Gene Ontology annotation, biological process: cell morphogenesis; cell-cell adhesion mediated by cadherin; multicellular organism development. Gene Ontology annotation, cellular component: postsynaptic specialization membrane; plasma membrane; neuron projection. Gene Ontology annotation, molecular function: cadherin binding; calcium ion binding; beta-catenin binding. The record is from RefSeq and is a predicted model, not a curated record.